Messenger RNA from Kickxella alabastrina, 1130 nucleotides. RefSeq lists its product as uncharacterized. Gene Ontology annotation, biological process: Golgi calcium ion transport; calcium ion transmembrane transport; Golgi calcium ion homeostasis. The transcript has a single exon. The coding region runs from base 198 to 1052 and encodes 284 amino acids. Gene Ontology annotation, cellular component: fungal-type vacuole membrane; Golgi apparatus. The record is from RefSeq and is a predicted model, not a curated record. Gene Ontology annotation, molecular function: calcium ion transmembrane transporter activity; manganese ion transmembrane transporter activity. Lineage: Eukaryota; Fungi; Kickxellomycota; Kickxellomycetes; Kickxellales; Kickxellaceae.
CUUCUUUGCUUGCUUGUUUGGAUUUUUCUUGUUUUUAUACUUUCCCUUCUCUUUUUUUGCCAUUAUUAAGUCUCUCUUUCUCCUUAUUUUUAUUGCAUAUACCCGGUACCUACACUUUUUCCCCUAUUCAUUCCGACUUUAGCGCACUUGUCCUCACACCCAAUCCAUUUGAAUUCCUUUAAACUCAAUUCGCAGGCAUGACAGACUUUCUCGAUGCGGCCAACUUUACACCAGUGCUGGGACUCACCGACACUAUAGCCACCUCAUUUCCGAUAGCGGGCAAUGCCAAUGCAUUCACGUCCGAAAUCGACGGACUAUCGGCGUCCGACUCCCUGCUGGCCUCCAUUCUGAUGAUUUUCGUGUCUGAAAUCGGUGACAAGACGUUCCUAAUAGCAGCGAUCCUGGCAAUGAGCAACCCACGGCUGACCAUCUUUCUCGCAGCAUGCUCGGCACUUUGGCUCAUGUCCAUCUUAUCUGCAUUCCUGGGCCACGCCGCAGUGACGUUUAUCCCGAUGUCCUGGGUGUCCAUUGCGGCCGCCGUUAUGUUCCUCGUGUUUGGAAUCAAGCUUCUCGGGGAGGCGCGCGAGAUGGACGGCAGCGAGAUUGCGAAGGAGAUGGAUAGUGUGGAGGCGGAGCUUAGCGAGAAGGAUGCAAAGGGAUUGGAGGCCGGAGAAGGAACAGAGUUUAGCGUCAAUGUGCACGGCGACCGCGCUGUGGCAGCUUCUGCGGAGGCGCGUGGCGGUGUGGUAGGCGCAGUGAAGAAUCUGUUUAGUCUGUUGUUGUCGCCGGUGUUCGUUGAGACUUUUGUCCUGGUGUUUCUGGCUGAAUGGGGGGAUCGCUCGCAGCUGGCGACGAUUGCGCUGGGCGCUGCGCGCAACGUGUAUGGGGUGGCUGCUGGGACUAUCCUCGGGCAUACGUGCUGCACUGGGGUGGCAGUUGUCGGCGGACAGCUGCUUGCCAAGCGGAUAUCUGUGAAAAAGGUCACGUGUGCUGGCGGCAUUCUGUUUAUUGUCUUUUCAAUCAUGUAUGGUUACGAGGCUAUCUCUGCUUAAGAACAUUUUUUAUAAAUAUUUUCAAUUGGAUUUUUUUUGGUAAUACAUGACGGGGCACGGAGAUCCUCGUGUAAGGUU